AUGUCUGUCGAAACAAUCACCACAAUCUCCCCAAACACAAACGAGGCCAUCCUCACCAGGAAUGGCGCCUCUGCUGCUGACCUUGAGUCUCUUCCCAAGGUCGCCGCUGAGGCUUUCCAGAACUACCGCAAGACAACUUUGAAGGAGCGUCAAGCCAUUGUUCGCAAGUUCCUCGACGGUCUCUUGGCCAAGAAGGAUGAGCUUGGUGAGGAGUUGACUGUGCAGAUGGGUCGCCCCAUUUCCUACACACCUGGCGAAGUCGCCACAGCCGUUAAGCGUGGUGAAUACCUCCUCAAGAUUAGUGACGAGGCCCUUAAGGAUACCGACGGUGAGGCCGAGAAGGGCUUCAAGCGCUUCAUCCGCAAGGUCCCUGUCGGACCUGUUCUCGUCAUCUUUGCGUGGAACUACCCUUACCUCAUCCUGGUUAACUCUCUUAUUCCCGCUCUUCUCGCAGGAUGCAGUGUAAUUCUCAAGCCCUCACCUCAGACCCCCACCAUUGUUGAGCGUGUCACCGAUCUUCUAAAGGAGGCGGGCUUGCCCGAGGGCGUUUGCCAGUACUUCCACUGCGGUUCUCCCACAGUUAUGGAGACCAUUGUGCGCGACCCCAAGAUCGAACUGGUUUGUUUCACUGGCUCUGUGGCUGGAGGUCUUGCUGUGCAACAAGCUGCAUCUGACCGCAUUGUAAAUGUCGGUCUGGAGUUGGGUGGCAAGGACCCUGCCUAUGUCCGAUCAGAUGUCGAUAUCGACUGGGCUGCUGCAGAGAUUGUUGAUGGUGCUAUUUUUAACUCUGGCCAGAGCUGCUGCUCUCUUGAGCGUGUUUAUGUCAACGAAAAGAUCCACGAUCAGUUUGUCGAGGCUGUGCAAAAGGUGCUCAAGAGCUACAAGCUCGGAGAUCCAUUCAACAAGGAGACUCAGAUUGGACCUGUCGUCUCAAAGCGAUCAAAGCAGGCAGCCGAGGAACAUAUCAAGGACGCCAUUGACAACGGUGCCAAGGACGCGACUCCCGAAAACGAGACUUUCAGCAACCCUCCUCCCAAGGGUAACUUUGUGAAACCCACCCUUCUCACGGGCGUCAACCACAGCAUGCGGGUCAUGACUGAGGAGUCAUUCGCCCCAAUUAUCCCUGUUAUGAAGGUUAAGGAUGACAGCGAAGCCAUCAAGUACAUGAACGACAGCGAGUUUGGUUUGACAGCCAGUAUCUGGACCAAGGACACAGACAAGGGAUACGAGCUGGCCGAGGAGGUGGAAGCAGGCACCGUUUUUGUCAACCGAUGCGAUUAUCCGGCACCG
Fusarium pseudograminearum CS3096 is the source of this 1290-nucleotide messenger RNA. RefSeq lists its product as uncharacterized. The transcript is spliced from 3 exons. The annotation marks the transcript as partial. NCBI's taxonomy places the organism in Eukaryota, Fungi, Ascomycota, Sordariomycetes, Hypocreales, Nectriaceae. Gene Ontology annotation, molecular function: aldehyde dehydrogenase (NAD+) activity. The record is from RefSeq and is a predicted model, not a curated record.